Molecule: messenger RNA, 2209 nt
Organism: Salvelinus namaycush (lake trout)
Lineage: Eukaryota; Metazoa; Chordata; Actinopteri; Salmoniformes; Salmonidae
Product: protein FAM133-like
Exons: 9
Coding region: 709-1458 (249 amino acids)
Source: RefSeq, a predicted model, not a curated record
GUGUGGAUAUUUAGCUUUUUACGAUUAAUGGUAUGCAUGAAAACAAACGUGUUGGCUAUAGCUAAAAGCGGGCACUGAAAAAAUGUUAGCUAGGCCAUCUAAGCUAGUUAUUGUAGCUAAGUGCGAAGGCAAAUUGAAUUUCAUUUAAACUAGCCAUAUCAAAGAUGCACAAAUUGUAGUUAUUUUAACAUACGCUAUGUUUAUCGAACGAAUAUAGUUAACUAGCUAGGCAAACUAACCUGGCAGAUACAGAACAGAAUAACAAGUUAGCAGGUAGCUAACAAGAAGGACCGAUAUCUGUGCCAGAAGAAUUAAACGUAUCUAUUUAGGUCGAAAUAUCAGUGUAGGUUUAUAAUAAUAUAGGUAGAUGGCUAACGCAUCCUGUCUGUUAACAUAAUCCAAAGAACGCGGACGAAAAAACGAAUGUUACAGUAGUUCGCUCAACCUGCCAACUAGGCUCGAGGUCAUCAGUUAGCUAUCUGCUACUAAUUUACUGUAUGAAUUUGUAAACAUGUAUUUUUACGGGAAGGCCAGAGUUGUCAUUGACCGCCUUGGACUUGUUUGAUCCUAAUAAAAGUUACUGAUCGUACCAAGCUAAUACAAAGUAUGGUUCGUUCGUAAAUCUACUCCGAUUUUCACAGGACUUUUAGUUUGAGUACCAGAGGCCGCGGAAUAAUUGAGAUAUUUACAAACGCCAUUAACUUUGUUAUGACCGGUUCUUAUGUGAACCCAAUAGCUGCAUCACGUGCCAAUGGACCCGCACCCAAUGCAGGACCCUCUAUCCAGGAUUACCUGAGCAGACCACGGCCAACAUGGGAAGAGGUGAAGGAGAUCAUAGACAGGAAGAAGAAAGGCUCCAGAGCCCUGGCGGACUUUGAGGACCAAAUGAACGAGAAUUGGAAGAAGGAGCUGACGAAGAACAGAGAGAAGUUACUGGGUGGCGUUGACAAAGACAAGGAGAAAGAGGAGAAGAAAGAGGUAUGCUUCCAGUUCCAUUCAUGUUUAACAUUUGAAUACAACCAUUUUGUCUUACUGUAUCUACUUCUCACACCACAUCUGUGUUUUGUGUUUAGAAAAAGAAGAGAGAGAAAGGAAGGAAAGGAAAGAAAUCCAACAGGCAGCUCUUCCUCAGACUCUGAAGACGAGAAUGAAAAGAGCGCCAAAAGGAAAAAGAAGCGGUCCUCCAAGAAAGCAUCGGAUGUCUCUACUGUAGAAUUGGAGCCCGACGGCAAGGGUGAGAAGAGCCGCAGGAAGAAGAGGAAAGCUGAGCGAAGUCGUAAAGACUCCUCAGAGUUGUCCGCUGACUCCGACAUGGAGGUUGGUGAACCCAAGAAGAGGAAGAGAAGUAGUGAAGAGAAGGAGAAAGACAAAAUGACAGCAGACAAAUCAAAGAAGAAGAGGAAAAAGAAGCACAAGAAACACAAAGGAAGAAGAAAAAAACAUCUGAUGCAGAGUUAGACUAGCGGUGUGGCUCUGUCCACUAGUAGAGAGCUUCUGCCUUCCAACUACCAACAAAUCCCACCUGGGCUGCCCCCAUGACUGGGGUAGUUGGUGCACUAUGGGAACUGCUGGCUUGAGAGUAUUAAACUAAUACCGUGUUCAAAACAACUGGGAACCUGGGGGGGAACAAGCUCGUUUUGAACGGUCAUCCAACUCGGAAUUCCAAGUCGGAAACUCGGGCAUCUUUCGAGAACUGACUUUCUGACCUGAAGAUCACGGACGUUAUGAUUUGGCCUCGUUUAUUUUCCGAGUUCCCAGUUGUCUUGAAAGCAACAUAAGGACUGGUGAACUAGAAUCAAACCCUCUGUGAAAACGUAUUAUUUUUGUUAGCAGAGUUUUUAUCCAAUCUAAAUAAACGUCAAUAAGGAAACCACAAGUCGUCAAGUGUGGCCCAACUGAACUGAAAAAUGUGCCUAUGAAAAUGUACUUCCAUUUUGUACAUCCUUGGUGUGCUGGCCUUCUAUGUAUAAUUUUUUUCUUCUUUCUAAAACUGCAUCGCUAGUUACACAAUGAGGUAAUUUUGGGACUUUUAUGCCUGUGCCAUGAUGCGUGUAAUCUGAUAUGAUGGACACUUCUCUUGCCAUCCUCAUAAAUUGGGAUUCUAAAAAUACAAGUCAAAUGGUCAUAAUCACAAGGGACAAUCUGUUAAAUGUAAUGAGUUAUACAACUAUGAAUGAUAUCAAUAAAUUAAUCUGGUUUCAUUAUUAAA